Molecule: messenger RNA, 432 nt
Organism: Lactuca virosa
Lineage: Eukaryota; Viridiplantae; Streptophyta; Magnoliopsida; Asterales; Asteraceae
Source: the annotation of a GenBank genome assembly
AUGAAGUCGCAAUAUACUGAUAAGGUUUCUCAGUUGGAAAUCGCCUGCUCUAGCAAAUAUGUGAGUAUUAAAUUGCUAGAGGAGGAGUUAGCCACGAUGAAGCUCCUGAUGUUGGAGAAAGAUGCCCGAAUUGCCACCUUGAGCGACUUACAACUUCUGAUGGAGCUGAAUCAGACAUCCGCUAUCCAGCUUGGCCUCCAUCAAGCCUGUGUGGACAUGAAAGAAAAGUACACCGAGGAGCUUAAAGGUAAGAAUGUUCUAUAUUCAUACCCAGAUGCACAAUGUCAAAUUAUGGAACGUUUUGCUGAGAUGACAACAUACAAGUACUCGCUAGUGUCUGCUCUGGAGAGUGAGGAGAUGGAUGUUGAUGGUUUGAAGAAAUUGCUGAAGAUUGUGGAUUCAUCUGGGACAGAUGAAGUUGGAUCAGAGUAG